AUGUCCGAAUUCGUCAAUGUCCCCGAGUUCUUCUCCAGCGUCUAUCUGGUCGACUUCUCACCUUCGCUCUGCGAGGUGGCUCGCAAGCGGUUUGCCCGCCUUGGCUGGACGAACGUCAAGGUGAUCUGCGAGGACGCGAGGAAGUUCCGCCUCGAGGACUAUGAGAGUGGUCUCUAUCGGGGCGGCACGACUCCCACGCGCGCCUCCUCCAGCUACUUCACGCCCAGACCGGACCACGGCGGUGCCGACCUGGUCACCAUGUCGUACAGUCUGUCCAUGAUCCCCGACUACUACUCGGUGGUCGACUCGCUGAUGUCGCUUCUUUCGCCCGAGGGCAUUAUGGGGGUCGUCGACUUUUACGUUCAGUCCAAGGUCGACGUGAGCUUCCGGAACCACACCGGUGGUCUCGUUGGCCGCCACGUGAACUACCUCGGACGGACCUUCUGGCGCGCGUGGUUUGAGCUCGAUCGGGUCUCUCUCGAACCCGGCCGCCGCGACUACUUGGAGUACCGGUUCGGGACAAUUCUCACGGCCAAUCUCCGAAAUAGCAAACUGGGAUCGAUCCCGUACUAUAUCUGGCUGGGCUGUCACAAAAAGCCCUUCCCCUCGUCGAGCUUGCCCCACGAGAUCGUGGAACGCAUUGAUGCGCUCGCUACGGAGUCGCCGUAUCUCUUCCCAUCUAACAAGCGGAACGGAACGAACGCUCUGACACGCGCGGUGGAGAGGACAGCCCCGGAGAUCCGGUCCAAGGCGUUCGACGCUGCUGUCGGGAAUCUGUCCGCCAACGUUCCCCUCCCGUCGUUUUUUUACCAGAACCACCACUGGCGUAUCUACUACGAUGACCAGCUCGAGAAGCACACCCAGUUCAACGACGAGUACAUCUACGCCUUCACCUGGGAGGACUCCCGGGUCGACGCGGAGCUGCUGAAGCUCGGUCCGGACGACGUCGUCUUGGCCAUCACGAGCGCCGGAGACAACAUCCUCUCGUACGCCAUGCAGAGCCCGGCCAGGAUCCACGCCAUCGACCUCAACCCUAGCCAGAACCAUCUGCUGGAGCUCAAGGUCGCUUCCUUUACGGCGCUGCCUUACGAGGACUUCUGGAAGAUCUUCGGCGAGGGCAAGCACCCGGAGUUCCGGUCACUGCUGCUGUCCAAGCUGUCCCCUCACCUGUCCAGCCGCGCGUUCCAGUACUGGCUCGAGAACGCCGCCAUCUUCACCAACACUCGCGGCCGUGGGCUCUACGACACCGGCGGCAGCAAGCACGCCAUCCGCGUGUUCCGCUGGAUCUCAUGCGUAUUCGGAUGCCGCAGGGCAGUCAAGGGGCUCCUGGAAGCGAAGACGCUCGACGAGCAGCGCCACAUCUGGCACUCCAAGAUCCGCCCGGCCCUGCUCAGUCCCCUGGUCAGCAACCUGGUCGUCAGCUCCGAAGCCUUCCUCUGGGCGGCCCUCGGCGUUCCCAAGAACCAGCUCGCCAUGAUCGAAGCCGACCACGCGACCAGCAGAGCCGUCACCGGACCGUCGCCAACCGCCAAGAACACCCGCGCCCACGCCAUCUGGCACUACAUGGUCAACACGCUGGACCCGGUCAUCGAAACCACCCACGUUGCCACCGACAACCCGUACUACCGCGUCUGCCUCGCCGGCGACUUCUCGCCCGACUGCCACCCGGACUACCUCACGCGCGAGGCGCACGCCAUGCUCAGCCGGCCGGGCGCGCUCGACGGCCUGCGCAUCCACACGGACGAGAUCGACGAGGUGAUCGCGCGCAUCACCCCGGGGACGCUGACGGUCGCCAUCGUCAUGGACAGCAUGGACUGGUUCGACCCGCCUUCGUCGGGUAACGGCGGCGGCAUGGCCGCGCGGCAGAUUGCCAAGCUCAACCGCGCGCUCAAGACGGGAGGGCGCGUGCUGCUGCGCAGCUCGGCCCGCGAGCCGUGGUAUAUCCGCGAGUUUGAGGCCCACGGGUUCGUCGGCAAGCAGGUGGGCGAUCGCGAGCCCGGCAGCUGCAUCGAUCGCGUCAACAUGUAUGCCAGCUGCUGGGUGUGCACCAAGGUCGAGAACCUCCCGCCGCCGACGCCCGGGUCGGAGGCGGAGAUGGGUGGUCAGGCGAUUGCGGAGGAUUUGGCGCUGUUGUGA
Chaetomium strumarium is the source of this 2136-nucleotide messenger RNA. RefSeq lists its product as uncharacterized. The transcript is spliced from 2 exons. Lineage: Eukaryota; Fungi; Ascomycota; Sordariomycetes; Sordariales; Chaetomiaceae. The coding region runs from base 1 to 2136 and encodes 711 amino acids. The record is from RefSeq and is a predicted model, not a curated record.